GUUUGAAGCCACUUCCUACCUCACACCCACCAACAGUCUUUCGUUCAACACCAGUAAGAACCACUCCCUCAACACAUCGACGACUUCUUCCCUACAUAUUCCAAGUCUACAUUUCAAGAUGCGUUACACUUCCGUUGUGGUCGCCGCGGCCAUCGGUCUGGUCUCCGCCCAGCAAGACUGCCAGGGCAUUUACAAGGCAUGUAUCGCCGCCGGCACUCCUGAGGUCGUGUGCCAGUGCAGCUCUUACAGCUGCUCUGGUGAGGACUCUGCUCGUCUCCGUGACUACUGUGCCACUGCAACCGCCGGCCUGGCCCCCGUCACGGGCACCAUUCCCCAGCCUUCCGGCGCUCCUCAAGUCAAUGCUCCCGCCGGCUCUGUGGCUCUCGGAGGAAACUGCGGUGCCGAUGAGCAGUGCAGCGGUGGCGCCCAGUGCUUCGGCACCACUGCAGGCACCAUCCGCACAUGCGGCAGCUUCAACGCCAAGUGCUCUUCAGACAGCCAGUGCGCAACCAACACAUGCCAGGACGGAAUCUGCAGCGGUUUCAAGCCUUCGAGCGUGUCCUCUCCUAUGGCCCAGCCUACCUACGCUUGCAACCCAGCUCACCAAUACCCCGAGGGACAAAUCUGCGCCACUGUCAGCGGAACUCUCGCUCUCAUCACCACCACCGGCACUGGUGCUAUGCCCCAGCCUACCUACGCUUGCAACCCAGCCCACAAGUACCCCGAAGGACAAAUCUGCGCCACCGUCAGCGGAACUCUCGCUCUCAUCACCACCACCGGCACUGGUGCUAUGCCCCAGCCUACCUACGCUUGCAACCCAGCCCACCAGUACCCCGAGGGACAAAUCUGCGCCACCGUCAGCGGAACUCUCGCUCUCAUCACCACCACCGGCACUGGUGCCAUGCCCCAGCCUACCUACGCUUGCAACCCAGCUCACCAGUACGCACCUGGACAGGAGUGCGCCACCGUCAGCGGAACUCUUGCUCUCGUUACCACCACCGGCAAGGCACCAUACGUCUACCCCACCAUGUCCGGUGUCACCCCCGUCGGCCCUGCCCCAACUGGCGCCAUGCCUAUGCCUCCUGGGCCACCAAUGGGCGGAAACAACACCACCCCCGGUGGUCCCACCCCAUACACUGGCGGUGCCUCCUCCAUCGGCGCCACUCUCAGCGGUCUCGCAGCUGUCGUUGCUGGUGUCGCCGCCUGGGCCUUGUAAACUCACCAACUACAAUCUGACAUUCCUGUUGUCGUUGGUGGUGGUCGUGGUUCCGGUGUCGAGGAGAGAUGAGAAGAAGACCCAGUGGUGGUGUUGGUGGCGGUGGUGGUAGUUGUUUGUGUGUAGAAAUAUUAGCACAGUGUGACCCAAUGCAUUGUUGGCUUGUGAGCCGAGUCCGAGCCCGAGCCCAAAAAAACGACAAAAAAGCAUACACGCAGCAUGAUGUGAUUUAGCGCUUCAUAGCAUAUGAUGAGAGAGAGAGAGAGAGAGAGCGAGAGAGAGAUUCCCCCGCCGUGUGGGUAGUAGAUACACACACAUACCGCAGAUAAUGAUUAAUCCAGAAA
Messenger RNA from Sphaerulina musiva SO2202, 1560 nucleotides. RefSeq lists its product as uncharacterized. The record is from RefSeq and is a predicted model, not a curated record. The coding region runs from base 119 to 1216 and encodes 365 amino acids. Lineage: Eukaryota; Fungi; Ascomycota; Dothideomycetes; Mycosphaerellales; Mycosphaerellaceae. The transcript has 2 exons.